AUGCGUCGCCACAGCCUGCCGCAGACGCCGGUGCAGCCGGGCAAGGCGGGAGGCUCGCUGGUGAACGGCGGCGGGCCCGGCCCGGCGUCCCAGCAGCUCCAGCAGCAGCAGCAGCAGCAGCAGGCAGACAGCGACGCCGCGCAGCAGCCGCCGGCCGCCUCCGACAACGCGCUGGUGUACCGGGACGGCGGGAACCUGGUGUCGGGCUCGCUGGACGCGCUGGUCCAGCACGUGGUGCCCACGGCCGACUACUACCCGGACCGCGCGUACCUGUUCGCCUUCCUGCUCAGCUCGCGGCUCUUCAUCAAGCCGCACGAGCUGCUCGGCGAGGUGUGCGCCAUCUGCGAGCAGCAGCAGAAGCUCGGCGAGAAGCACCCGGCGCACAAGGAGCGGCUGAGUCGGUUCGUGCCGCGGCUGGUGCAGCUGCUGGGCGAGUGGAGCGAGACAUUUCCGUACGACUUCCGCGACGAGCGCGUGAUGGCGCACGUGCGCGCGCUGACGCAGCAGUGCGUGACGGCGGAGCCGGGCGUGCGGCGCGACGUGUCGGCGCUGCUGCAGGCGCUGCUGCACCGCCUCACGCAGCUCGAGGCCUACGAGGAGCGCCUGCGCUCCAUGGCCCAGGAGGGCGCCGCCGGCUCCGUCGAGGCGCUCAGCCCGCUGGACAUCACGGAGCUGUGUCCGUCGCCGUUGGUGCUGGCGCAACAGCUGACGCACGUGGAACUGGAGAGGCUGUCGUACAUCGGUCCCGAGGAGUUCGUGCAGGCCUUCGCCAAGGAGAACCCCCAUCUGGAGACAUCGUUCAAGGACAUGAAGAAGACGCGCAACCUCGAGUCGUACGUGCAGUGGUUCAACAGGCUGUCCUACUUCGUCGCCACCGAAGUGUGCAAGCACGUGAAGAAGAAGCAGCGCGUCAAGGUGAUGGAGUACUGGAUCGAGGUGGCGCGCGAGUGCUUCAACAUCGGCAACUUCAACUCGCUGAUGGCCAUCAUCGCCGGCCUCAACAUGUCGCCCGUGUCUCGCCUCAAGAAGACGUGGAGCAAGGUGCAGUCGGCCAAGUUCUCGAUCCUGGAGCACCAGAUGGACCCCUCGUCCAACUUCAGCAGCUACAGGUCGACGCUGAAGGCGGCGAUGUGGCGGUCGGCCGGCGCCACAGACGAGCGCCAGCGCAUCGUCAUCCCCUUCUUCUCGCUGCUCGUCAAGGACCUCUACUUCCUCAACGAAGGCUGCGCCAACAAGUUACCAAACGGGCACAUCAACUUCGAGAAGUUCUGGCAGCUGGCCAAGCAGGUGACGGAGUUCAUCACGUGGAAACAGGUGUCCUGCCCGUUCGAGAAGAACACCAAAGUCAUCACCUUCCUGCAAGCCAGUCCCGUGCUCACCGAAAACGCGUUGGCGCUGGCGUCUUUCGAGUGCGAGCCGCCUGAGAACAACCACGAGAAGGAGCGCUGCAAGUCUCUCAAAGCUGAGCUGAGUUCCUGAAACGGGUGUCCGCCACUUCGAAGUUCGCACGCCUGCAUGUCGUGCUGGCUGCACAAGAAUCCGUGACUGCGAGAACUCGUCAACAGAGGCAGCCCACGCCUCUACUACGCAUCUGCAGUUCAGCUGUUGGUCAACUAUUCUUGUCGUAAUGCAUUUGGGUGUCCGUCGAGACGAUUCAUCAGCAGAAGAGUACUAGGGAGUACAAAUUCGCGAUACUGUCGAUUGUCAGUUGAUUUCUCGUAGCUACUACAACUGGAGUGAGAAGGUUUUCAUUUGAUUUCACUCGCGCACUUUGAAUGUGGUUCAGCGCUCAGUGCCUCAGACCCGUUCAUGAUCCUUAUUCGUAUGUAACAGUGUCCGGUGACUGAAACAUUUCUGAAUGGUGUGUUCCAGUCAGGUCUUUUCGUGUGUAGCUCAGCUGUAGACUACAGUGACUGCGUGUGCUAUAAGUGGACAAUACGUGCAGCUCUGUGAAGUCAAAAGGGCGUCAUACUGUGGCGCUUGUGUGAAAUGACGUUGUCAGAUCUACGCAGUGCAUCAGACUAUUUGUCAAGACCAUAAUGAAUUUAAGAUGGGUCUGACUCUUUCGAAGAUCCAUUUGUGCCGUUGACAUUGAUUUUCCUAUAUAUCAUCUGUCACUUUCCUUUGUGACAAUCGUACUUAAAAUGUAUUUAUUAUAACCAUACUUAAUGCAGCAUGCAUGAUUAGAUGUUGUCAAAUGUUACCCCACUUUAAAAGUUAAGUGGAGCACUAAUAAUUGUAACAAACUUAAUGUCGUAAAAUUUUCGUUGUAAGGAAGGAGCCGCUCUUUCACAUUUCUGCAAAUUGCUGUGUGCGUGGAAUGAGUCAUUUCAGAGGAUUCGGUAGUCACAGUUAGGAAAUAACUAUUGUCCAGGACCCGACUCCGAAGCGGAGACGCGCAGCAUUGCGUGCUGCUGUUCCUCAUAGCGAUAACUUGUAAGCAAGCACUUGCCAAGCUAUUGUCGCCGCCAUCGUGGCGUGGCCGAGCAGGGCCGUACAAAGUCUAGUACUUAGGACCGGCCGAUUGCCUCCACUUGCGGCAGCGGCGGUCACACCUACGUUAUUUAUCUAGUCAAAGUACACUGGAGACCACUACUUAAGAACUAAGUAUGCAUUUAAUUAUUUUUCACUCGUGUCAGUGUAAAUGGACUCUUUUUCUAAUAGAAAAGUUGCUGAAGCGUCAUGGCGAAACAUGGACAGUUUUUGCGUAUUGUUCAGUAAUUUGUACUAAUGGAUGUGCACUGCAAAUAAGAAUGUAGGCGAAACGCAAGUACAGAUACUAGUAUAUUAGGGCUUACUGUAAUUAUGUUUAAUAAUGCUUUUGUGUACAUAAAUUCCUAAAAAUGAACUCAAAGGCAAUGUAACUGUAUUGAAAUCACAUUCAUUGUAUUUCUGUAUGUAUUUCUUUGCACUGAUUGUGAUUGUGAAUAUAUAUAUAUACAUAGAUGUAUAGCUCUAAAGACAAACUUGAUUUCUAACUUUCUUCAGCAUUCCAGAGCGACCAAUAUUUUAGUUUUGUGCAGACUCAUAAACUUAAGGGGACACAGAUCCCGCGCACUAAAUGUUUCUCUCCAUCCUGUCUUCUAGCUGUAUGGAUGUGACACUAAGACUUGAUAAUGCAACAUGAGAUUAUUUCGCAGCUCACCUCCAGAAGGCAAAACUCAACUUCUCUCUUUCUUAAUAGUAAACAUAAUUUUUUUGUCAUGGUCGACUGUUCCAAAGACAUGCCUUGUGUGGAAAAUGCUUUACUUAAAUACGUGAUCUAAUCAGGCGCAAUAGUUUUGACAUUCCAUACUCAUUUAUGUUCUGAUGUUUUUUAUGUUGGUUUUAAACAGAAAUGCAGCAGGCGAGCAAAAUCCACUUAUAUCCUAAUACCUGUGAGUCACAGCUGCGACCAAGGUAAAUGUGUUUUGAAGGGAAAUGAAAUGAAAUGGAAGGAAUCUUCAACUUUUUCACACUAGACAUAAUAUGGCAACUGCAGUUACAUGAGCGUGUUUCUGGAACAAAUUUACGCUGUUAAACAGGACUCUGUAGGACAAAUAUUGAAUCAUAAGACAAAGUCCACAUUUACAAUGCGGAUUCACAGCAGGAAAAUGUCAGUAAGUACAAUAGCUCUCUGAUAAUUAGCUGUGUAUCACAUUGCAGGUGACAAAAUUAUUUAAGAUCUCAGAUAAGAUUCACACUGAAUGUACAGCUGAUGGUAGGAGAAAAGUAUUUUCCCAUGAAGACUUUAAUACUCAGUAAUACUCUCGUAUAAUAAUCUCCCAGAUUUUUCUUUGCUAUCUGGCGAUGCUUACACAGAAAUUACUACUUCUGUUGCCAUUACCAUUUACAGGUGUGAAACAUGUCUUUGGUUUUGUUCCUAACAUGAUUUUUUUUUUAUUUUCCACGAGCCUGCUUACAGCUUUUUGUAAAUGACAAAAAUGUAUUGCACUGUGUUUUA
Molecule: messenger RNA, 3943 nt
Organism: Schistocerca americana (American grasshopper)
Lineage: Eukaryota; Metazoa; Arthropoda; Insecta; Orthoptera; Acrididae
Product: ras-GEF domain-containing family member 1B-like
Exons: 10
Coding region: 1-1479 (492 amino acids)
Biological process (GO): positive regulation of GTPase activity; Ras protein signal transduction
Cellular component (GO): plasma membrane
Molecular function (GO): guanyl-nucleotide exchange factor activity
Source: RefSeq, a predicted model, not a curated record